This is a messenger RNA of Rotaria sp. Silwood2, 354 nucleotides long. The record is from the annotation of a GenBank genome assembly. NCBI's taxonomy places the organism in Eukaryota, Metazoa, Rotifera, Eurotatoria, Philodinida, Philodinidae.
AUGGAUACAUAUGGCUACUUAUACAUCAACAGUUUCAAUAAAGCAAUAUUAUCUUUUAAUCUGCUGGUAGAAGACGAUGAUAGCGCUGGUGGUGUACAAUUUAAACUGACACAUGUUCUUCAAUCUGGAGUAACAUAUAUUCUUGUAGUAACAACGUAUAGUCCACGAGCUUAUGGACCGUUCUCAGUAGUCACGAGUGGUCCAGGUAAAGUAGAUUUUCGUGCUAACAGUAUUGAAAUAGGAAUUUCAUUGACAACAACAACCAGCACAACAACUACUACGACCAAAACAACCACGUCAACAACCAGCCUAGCUGGUAAGAUAAUUAUUUCACAUAGACUUUUAACAAACUGA